This is a messenger RNA of Sinocyclocheilus grahami, 3327 nucleotides long. Its product is annotated as astrotactin-2-like. NCBI's taxonomy places the organism in Eukaryota, Metazoa, Chordata, Actinopteri, Cypriniformes, Cyprinidae. Gene Ontology annotation, biological process: neuron cell-cell adhesion; neuron migration. The transcript has 20 exons. The record is from RefSeq and is a predicted model, not a curated record. The coding region runs from base 1 to 3327 and encodes 1108 amino acids. Gene Ontology annotation, cellular component: membrane; endosome.
AUGGCAAUGGUUACCGAUGGAGACCAGGAGUUCAGGGAGCUCGAGAGUGCGGCUGCAGGGAAACCAAGAUUAUUGAAUGAUGGAAGCUGCCUGAAAUCUCUAGACGCCAGAACCAAAUCAGAGCCAUUAGCCCUGGUUUAUCAGAGCAUCUCUCGACCAGAGUGGGGUGGUCUGAUUGCUCUCCUGUUACUUAUCCUACUCUUCACGCUGGUACUCUACACCCGUCAGCGCUGGUGCAGGCGUCGACGUGCCCCUCAGAAGAGUGCAAGCACUGAGGCCACACAUGAGAUUCACUACAUCCCUUCUGUUCUUUUGGGUCCUCCGCAGAGCAGGGACAGCUUCCGUGGGCCCAGACCCCUCCAGCACAGCUCCGUCAUCGGUAUGCCUAUCCGUGAGACACCCAUCCUCGACGACUGUGACUGUGAAGAGGACGAGCAGCCUGGACAUCUGCUAGAUGGGAAAGCACAUCUAGAAGAUGACUUGUGCAGCCAGGGGACCCACAGCGUGAAUAGCUUUGGGAAAGGGAUGGGAGAGGUGAACCACAAACACAGUCUGGAUAAGAGAGCGCCGGACCCCGAUAAGGAGAGCGUAGAGGCCCUGAUGCAAAGGUUUAAGGAGAGUUUCCGGACCAACACCACUAUGGAAAUAACACACUUCCAGAACGUUGCACACAGCUCCUCCACUGGCCGUAAGAGAGGACCUGCUCACACCAGAGCUGGUAGCGUGUUUGGCCGUCAGGUAGACUCUGGAUCAGAAAUGGAUGAUGACACUCAACUCAAGUUCUACACGGAGCACAGGGGCCGCCGCCGCACCAAAGGCUGCCCUCAGAGUCCCAUGAGCAAGGUCACGUUAACACUGAUCACCGUCUGCACGUGUGUGGUGGCAGUCGUGUACGGCACACAAACGUCCUGUCCUCUCACCGUCAAGGUCACGCUCCACGUUCCUGAACACUUCAUCGCUGACGGAAGCAGUUUUGUGGUUAGCAUGGGCAGUUAUCUGGAUGUCUCCAACUGGUUAAAUCCAGCUAAACUGACUCUGUACUACCAGACCAACACCUCCACCCAGUGGGUGAGAGACUACUGCGGCCAGAGAACGACUGACCCCUGCGAACAGCUUUGUGACCAGGACACUGGGAAAUGCAGCUGUCUGGAAGGUUAUGCCCCUGACCCUGAGCAUAAACAUCUCUGCGUCCGCACUGAUUGGGGCCGCAAUGAAGGUCCGUGGCCUUACUCAAACUUGGAAAGAGGUUACGACCUUGUCACAGGCGAACAGGCUCCAGAGAAGAUUUUCAGGUCGUCCUACAGUCUGGGUCAAGGCCUAUGGCUGCCAGUCAGCAAGAGCUUUGUGGUUCCUCCAGUGGAGCUGUCAAUCAACCCUAUAGCCAGCUGUAAGACGGACGUGUUGGUUACAGAGGACCCUGGAGAAGUGCGGGAAGAGGCCAUCAUGUCUACAUAUUUUGAGACGGUGGACGAUCUGCUCGCGUCGUUUGGUCCAGUGAGGGAUUGCUCUAAAGACAACGGCGGAUGUCGGAAAAACUUUAAGUGUGUUUCAGACAGAAGGAUGGACUCGACUGGCUGCAUGUGCCCAGAAGGACUGAGGCCCAUGAAGGACGGUUCAGGCUGCUAUGAUUACUCUCUGGGAACGGACUGUACGGACGGCUUCAACGGAGGCUGUGAGCAGCUGUGUCUUCAGCAGCUGGUUCCUCUUCCUGAUGACCUGACGUCCAGCAAUGUCCUCAUGUUCUGCGGGUGUGUGCAGGAAUACAAGCUAGCCGCUGACGGCCGCUCCUGUCUUCUUCUGGCUGAUCACUGUGAAGGGCCAAAGUGUCCGAAACAAGACUCACGCUUCAACGACACGCUCUUCAGCGAGAUGCUCCGCGGGUACAAUAACAAAACUCAACAGGUGAUCCUGGGACAAGUUUUUCAGAUGACCUUCAGGGAUAAUAACUUCAUCAAGGAUUUUCCGCAGCUGGCCGAUGGUUUAAUGGUGAUUCCUCUGCCGGUGGAGGAGCAGUGCCGAGGAGUUCUGUCAGAGCCUCUGCCCAACCUGCAGCUGCUCUCAGGAGACGCUCAGUUCAGUGAAGCCACAGGAUACCCCAUGAUGCAACAGUGGAGAGUGCGGAGUAACCUGUAUAGAGUGAAGCUCAGUGCCAUCACCCUGUCCACAGAUUUCUCAAAGGUGCUGAAAUCCCUGACGGCGGACUGCACAAGGGAUGAGUUGCUUGCAUUUAUUCAUCAGUACGGCAGUCAUUACAUCUCUGAGGCGCUGUAUGGUUCUGAACUCACCUGCAACAUCUACUUUCCCAGCAAGAAGUCCCAGCAACAGCUCUGGCUCCAGUACCAGAAAGAAGUCACAGACCAGGGUGGCCGGCGGGACUUGAAAGCAGUGCCGUUCAUCAGCUACCUGUCGGGCCUGCUGAAGACGCAGCUGCUGUCUGAUGACCUGGUGGCCGGUGUGGAGAUCCGGUGCCAGGAGAAGGGCAGCUGCCCGGCUGCCUGUCACCUGUGCAGACAAGCGGGCCGUGAGACACCCAGCCCGACACCAGUCCUCUUGGAAGUGAGUCGCAUCGUGCCCCUGUACAGCCUGGUGCAGGAUAACGUUACUAAAGAGGCUUUCAAAAGUGCCACGAUGAGCUCAUACUGGUGUGCGGGGAAGGGUGAUGUCAUCGAGAACUGGUGCCGCUGUGACCUAACAGCGCUUGGCAAAGACGGGCUUCCCAACUGCAGCCCCCUGCGGCGGCCCGUAUUGAGACUGGCUCCACACCUGGAACCCUCCAGUACGAUGGUGGCGCUGGAAUGGAUUGAUGUUGAACCUCUGAUUGGCUACAAGGUUUCAGAUUACAUCAUUCAACAUAAGCGAGUCGAGGACCCAUCAGAGGCGGAAAUCUACACAGCUCUCGAGGGAUCUGACUGUUCGUAUUACAAGCGCCUCUCGCUGCGGACGCUUCGCUCCCGGAGGGCUCUCUUCGAGGAGGGAGCCCUUGCCAGCGUUCCUCAUGGCUCAGGCCCCACUGCUGCCAAGGCAGAGCAGCGGCGGCGGUCGUGGGGAUCGCAAAUGGAUCUGGAGGGAAUGGAGAUGGGCGAGUCCUUUUCUUCUUCCUUGACCACCAGAUCCAGCGCCCCCUCCCAAGGUUUGGAAGCACGCUCCGAGGGAGCGUUUUCUUCCCCCCGAGGUGAGGGCUUGAUGCUCAGAUUAUUGUCCUCCGAGGAUGGCCAGGUCGAGAGGGUCGACGAAUCCCCUCAGUCCACCCAGUAUGAGGAGUUAGUGGAGGGAUUAACUCGUUCUGUGGCCAAAUUAAAUCUGGAAUGGCCCACUGAGACGGUCUAA